This is a messenger RNA of Rhipicephalus sanguineus (brown dog tick), 806 nucleotides long. RefSeq lists its product as uncharacterized. NCBI's taxonomy places the organism in Eukaryota, Metazoa, Arthropoda, Arachnida, Ixodida, Ixodidae. Bases 21 to 806 code for a protein of 261 amino acids. The transcript has 3 exons. The record is from RefSeq and is a predicted model, not a curated record.
CGUCUGCUCGCGUCGCGCUGAUGGCUUGGCUGCUGGCGGUGCUGGUGAUCGCCAACUCGUUCGCAGGACAUUUGAAGUCCAGCAUGGCCGUCAAGAACGAACCUGCUCAACUGGACAGCAUCCGGGACGUGGUAGCUCGGCGCAACCUCAGGCCCAUAGUCUGGAAAGGAUCACACUACGAGGCUUUCCUGUCGACAGCCCGGUCCCCGGUGCUGAGUUCGCUGUGGCGAAUGGUGACCCGCACCAACGGGUCUCAGCUGGGCCGGGACAUGUUCAGCGACGAGCACAUGCGCCAGGUGGUGGAACGACGCGCCGUUCUGAUGGUGGAUCACAUCUCGCUCCAAUGGCGCACGGCGGCCUACUGCCGCCGAACACUGGUGCCCGGCUUCCACUUCGCGCGAGAGCACGUCGACGAAAACCCGCUUUCCUUUCUCAUGUCGCCGACCAUGCGCAGGGAUCUACAUCAACGCAUUUACACUAGGAUCAUGUGGAUGUGCGAGAACGGCCUGGUGAGCAAGUGGAUGGCCGAUAGCCUGGGCGACUGGCAACGCUGUGUGCGACAGACGGGAGGUCAUGCCGCGGACGACCUCACCGUCUCCGACACCCUGGCCAGCUUCGUGCUCUGGGCACUGGUCAUGACGGUGGCCGUGGUGGCCUUUCUCGUGGAAGUGCUGCACCCGCACUCAUCGUCACAGCAGUCGACUGGGCACGCAAAGGCGGCCCGUUUCCAGCUGAAGAGGUCACGCAUACCCCGCCGUAAGCUGCGCACAACAGGGUUCUCAAACACGCGGCCCGCGGCAAUUUAG